GAUAAUUCAAUUAGAUUUUGAAAUAAUAGUAUUUCCAAAACAAAUCUGUUCGAAAAUUACAAGUUGAAUUGAGCAAAUUGAAAGAUUUUGACAAGUUUAAAAAAUGAUAAAGUAUCUACUUUUUUCAUUUCUUCUGCAAUCUUCUAUGCAAGUAUUUUUGGCAAUACCAAAUAUUGAGUUCAUAUCAACAAAUUUUUAUGAUCACGACAAAAAUUACAAUUUAAAGAUUAUAAGAAAUGAAAUUAAAAAAUGUGGAAAUGUGGAAAGCUUAAAUUUAGAUAGUAUGAAUUUAUACACUAUAAAGAGUAAUAUAAUUCAGAGUCAACACGUACAACAUAUAUCAUUGUACAAUAAUAAUUUGGAAGACAUUUAUACUAUUUUGGAUCAUGUACCUUAUUUAAGUUGCUUAAAUCUAUCUCGAAAUGAGAUUAAUGUCUAUAAUGACAAUAUAAUUCGACAUUCUCAUCUUGAAAUAUUGGAUUUAAGUUAUCAGAAAAUAUCAGAAGCGAGAGAUUUGAAGACGGAAACAAAUGACGUAUAUAAAUAUAUGAAAUUUAAUAGCAUCGGAAUAAGUUUACCAAAUUUGCAAUAUUUAGAUUUAAGUGGAAAUGAUAUUUCCACUUUAUUGUGGGAUUUUAAUUUGUCUUUUCCAAAAUUAAUACAAUUAGAUUUAACUAACAUCAAUGCAAGGAUACUAGAAUUGGAAUUUUUCGACAAAAUACCAAAAUCUUUGCGCGUUCUCCAUUUGGAGAACAAUAAUCUGCAUAAUUUGACAUUGCAAAAUAUGGCAGAAGUGACCGCCUUGUAUUUGGAUAGUAAUCCAAAUUUACAAACCAUCAAUAUCGUUUCAAAACGAUUGAAAAUUUUAUCGUUAUCAAACUGUGAGAAUAUUGGUUAUGGAACUUUCGAUACUCCAUAUCUUGAACAAUUAGAUUUAUCCAUGAAUAAUCUUAAAUCUGUAUCUAAUAUAAGUUUUGAAAUAUUCCCAUCGUUACGAAUGUUGCUACUGGAUUAUAACAAACUAUCGCAAAUUCCUUCACUAAAUGCCUUACAGCAACUUAAUGACUUAUCAAUGAAUUUUAAUAUGAUUAAAAAUAUUCCGUCUGCUAGUUUUGCAUCCUUUCCAUCAUUAAAAAAAUUGUCAUUGAAAGGCAAUAAAAUAGACCGUAUUGAGAGAGAUAGUUUCUUUGGUUUGAGUAAUUUAGAGUAUUUAAAUCUAUCUGAUAAUAAGUUAAAAGGCUUGCCUUACGAUUGGGCAACGUCAUUAAUAAAUUUGCAAUAUUUAAAUGCAAAUUCUAAUCAAUUUGCAAACAUUUUAGACUUGGCCAUUAACUCGAAUAUCGUCUCGUUAAAACAUUUAUCUGUGAAAAAUAAUUUAAUCACAAAAAUAAGUACACUAGAAUUGGCACAUUUGCCAAAUGCAACUACUGUAUACGUAGCUUAAGACACAACUUAAGCAUAUUUUCAGUAUCCAUUGAUAUUCCAUAUAUAUAUGUAAAUAUAUAAGUAUUUCUAAUUUUUUUAUAUUUCUGCGCAAAUUUAUGACUUUUUAUAUCAAUGCGCACGAAAGUGUUAAAAAUAAUUACAGAUUGUAGAUACUAUAAUUAUUCUUAAGUGCGAGUAUCCUUGUAAGUACAUCGCAAAUUUGUCUUAAUACUUAUUAUGUUAUUUUUA
This is a messenger RNA of Camponotus floridanus (Florida carpenter ant), 1674 nucleotides long. Its product is annotated as toll-like receptor 3. Gene Ontology annotation, molecular function: protein binding. The transcript is spliced from 2 exons. Lineage: Eukaryota; Metazoa; Arthropoda; Insecta; Hymenoptera; Formicidae. Bases 104 to 1444 code for a protein of 446 amino acids. The record is from RefSeq and is a predicted model, not a curated record.